Molecule: messenger RNA, 975 nt
Organism: Thlaspi arvense
Lineage: Eukaryota; Viridiplantae; Streptophyta; Magnoliopsida; Brassicales; Brassicaceae
Source: the annotation of a GenBank genome assembly
AAGAUUUUUGAGUAUUACCAAUAUGUUCAUUCCUCAGCAAAGUUGGCUGAACUGCUGAUUGAUUAUGGUAUAUACAAAUUAGCAUUUCACAACAAGAGAUGGUUUGCCCUCUGCUCUGGAGCAGUGGGCGAUGAGAUGGAAACUGACCUAGUGAUCAGCAAAAGUGAAAAACUGGCAGUCAUUGCACGACUUAAAAGUGCAAUGGGAGGAGCUGCUAGGAAAGCUAGCAACAUUAUUUAUUUUUUCCCCCUUUUUUGGUGUUUUACAAUUCCUUAUGAUAUCUAUAUAGUGAAACUGCUGGAUGGGGGAGAGGAUGGCAUGAUGACAACUGCUGAAACUGCUGCUUUGCGGGCAUCAUUUCGGCAAGAAGUUGCUUUUAUUGGCACUUCAAUGGGGACAUCCAAUCUCAAGAUUCCUUUAAAAAAUAGAACUGAUACUACUAUUCUGCCAUUGAGAAUGUGUUGCAUAGUUGUGGAAUAUCUCUCAAGGGGGACAUUAAAGAAGUUUCUUUAUGCAAAUAGGAAGAAGAAACUUGCCUUCCAAAUUGAGCUAUCUGCAAUCAUAAAUGAUUGUACAUUAAACUUGAAAAUAGCUGAUUUUGGUGUUGCUCAUGCAAAAGCUCGAAAUCCUCAAGAUAUGACCCGUAAAACUGGAACCCUUGGGUACAUGGAACCAGAGGUUCUUGAUGGAAAGCCUUACAAUAGAAAGUGUGAUGUUUACAGCUUUGGCAUUUGUUUAUGGGAAAUCUAUUUUUGUCAUGUUCCCUACAUGAAUCUUAGCUUUGUUGAAGCCAAAAAUUCCAGAUGUUGUUCGAGUUCUCUAUCUAACAUCAUGAAAAAAUGUUGGAAUGCAAAUCUAGAAAAACGGUCAGAAAUGAAUAAGGUGGUGGAGCUACUAGAAGCUAUUGAUACAAGCAAAGGAGGAGGGAUGAUACUAGAAGGCCAAGGUGCUGGUUGUUUCUACCUUGCUCUGACU